AGAAAAAAAAAAUGUGCGAAGACGAUGUUUCUGCGCUAGUGGUAGAUAAUGGAUCAGGAAUGUGUAAAGCUGGCUUUGCAGGAGAUGAUGCACCACGAGCAGUCUUCGCCAGUGUUGUUGGCAGACCACGAUACCAAGGAGUGAUGGUGGGUAUGGGUCAAAAAGAUUCGUACGUAGGAGACGAAGCUCAAACAAAAAGAGGCGUUUUGACUGUAAAAUACCCUAUCGAACACGGUAUUAUCAGUAAUUGGGACGAUAUGGAGAAAAUUUGGCAUCACACGUUCUUCAACGAGUUAAGAAUAUCGCCUGAUAAUCAUCCUGUUCUUCUAACGGAAGCCCCUCUCAAUCCAAAAAUCAACAGAGAAAAAAUGACGCAGAUAAUGUUCGAAACUUUUAACUGUCCCGCCAUGUACGUCGCUAUACAGGCUGUCUUGUCCCUGUACGCCAGCGGAAGGACAACUGGUAUCGUUAUGGACUCUGGUGACGGAGUAUCGCACACUGUACCCAUAUAUGAAGGUUAUGCUUUGCCACACGCUAUUUUACGUAUGGACCUUGCAGGACGAGAUUUGACGGACUAUUUAAUGAAAUUAUUAACAGAAAGGGGCUACAGUUUUACAACCUCGGCUGAAAGAGAAAUCAUAAGGGAUCUCAAAGAAAAAAUAUGUUAUGUGGCACUAGACUUCGAACAAGAUCUGGCUAUAGCUCAAAGUACCUCAUGUUUGGAAAAAACUUAUGAAUUACCUGAUGGACAACUUAUUACUCUAGGAAAUGAGAGAUUCAGAUGUCCGGAAGCUAUGUUUCAACCAGCUUUAAUAGGAAUGGAAAUACCAGGAAUAGCCGAAACCACUUACCUCUCCAUAAUGAAAUCAGACAUGGAUAUAAGAAAAGAUUUAUAUGCCAAUACCGUCCUAUCAGGAGGAAGUACCAUGUUUCCAGGUAUAGCGGAUCGAAUACAAAAAGAGAUAGCAGCUUUAGCGCCUGCUUCGAUGAAGAUCAAAAUAAUAGCUCCACCGGAGCGGAAGUAUUCCGUUUGGAUAGGUGGCAGCAUUCUCGCCAGUUUGACAACUUUCCAACAAAUGUGGAUCUCCAAAUCGGAAUACGAAGAAGCCGGACCUGUUAUAGUUCAUAGAAAAUGCUUUUAAAUUAUAUUUUAGCACAAUUAUUAUUUUUAUUACAAAAUGUUUUUGCAUGAUCGAUCAUUUUGAUUUGUUGUUGACGAUGGCGUAAAUCUUUGAAGGGAUAAAACUAUGCCUUUUCCAAAUUUCAAGCUAGUAUCCUUAAAAAUUACUAGACCUCGUUUUAACGGCAAAUGUAAAUCUGAUACCUUUUUAAGUUAUUU
Psylliodes chrysocephalus is the source of this 1339-nucleotide messenger RNA. Lineage: Eukaryota; Metazoa; Arthropoda; Insecta; Coleoptera; Chrysomelidae. The record is from the annotation of a GenBank genome assembly.